UAUUUCGUGUUUAACAUUAAUAAUAAAUUAAGUGCGUGAAAUUAUACAGAGAGAAAUUAUUUUCAGGUUUUUGUUCAUCGCUCUCGUUUUCUUCGUUCUGUCCCCGAGAAAAUGGCGUCCGGUUUGAUCGGAAGGGUGGUUGGGGCAAAGCCGGCGAGGCUAUCCGUGGCGGCGCGUCUAAUUCAGUCGCGGUGGAUGGCUUCGGAGACUGAGGCGCAAAAGGUCGAACCGAAGGCAUCCAGCGGCGGCGGAGGGUCGAACGUGAAGACUUUCCAGAUCUAUCGGUGGAAUCCGGAUAAUCCUUCGAAGCCCCAGCUUCAGGAUUACCAGAUCGAUCUGAAGGAGUGUGGCCCGAUGGUUCUCGAUGCUCUGAUCAAGAUUAAGAACGAGAUUGAUCCGUCGAUCACUUUCCGUCGCUCGUGCCGGGAAGGGAUCUGCGGUUCGUGCGCGAUGAACAUCGACGGAUGCAACGGUCUCGCGUGUCUCACGAAAAUUCAAUCUGGGCCUUCGCCGACGACCAUCACCCCGUUGCCGCAUAUGUUCGUGAUUAAGGAUCUGGUUGUGGAUAUGACGAACUUUUACAACCAGUACAAGAGUAUCGAGCCAUGGUUGAAGAGGAAGAACCCACCGGAGGUUCCUGGGAAGGAGAUUCUGCAGAGCAAGAAGGAUAGGGCUAAGCUCGACGGGAUGUACGAGUGUAUCCUGUGCGCUUGCUGCAGCACAUCCUGCCCCAGCUACUGGUGGAACCCGGAGUCCUACCUUGGCCCUGCAGCUUUGCUCCACGCCAAUAGGUGGAUAAGCGACAGCCGUGAUGAGUACACUGAGGAAAGACUUGAUGCCAUCAAUGAUGAGUUCAAACUGUACCGUUGCCAUACAAUCUUGAACUGUGCCCGAGCUUGUCCGAAGGGAUUGAAUCCGGGCAAGCAGAUCGCACACAUCAAGCAGCUUCAGCUGUCUUAAUUCAUGAGAGACACAUUCAGCUUGUAUUGCUUUAAGCUAAUAAUCUGCAAGAACUGAUUCAUUCUUGUAUUAUCCGAUAUUAGCCCCCCCAAACUUUUUGCAAAUUUCCUCCACAUGACAUGAAUGUGCUUUGUGGCGUGUUUUGGCUGAUAUUUCUUGCAGCUCAGGAAUAAAACUCAACUUCUUUGUUAUGUC
Molecule: messenger RNA, 1155 nt
Organism: Tarenaya hassleriana
Lineage: Eukaryota; Viridiplantae; Streptophyta; Magnoliopsida; Brassicales; Cleomaceae
Product: succinate dehydrogenase [ubiquinone] iron-sulfur subunit 2, mitochondrial
Exons: 2
Coding region: 112-960 (282 amino acids)
Biological process (GO): aerobic respiration; respiratory electron transport chain; tricarboxylic acid cycle
Cellular component (GO): mitochondrion
Molecular function (GO): 2 iron, 2 sulfur cluster binding; electron transfer activity
Source: RefSeq, a predicted model, not a curated record